AUGCGGCUGUUCCGCAGACGCCACAUGCCGCUCCGCCUGGCCGCGCUGGGCAGCGCCUUCCUCCUCUUCCUCUUCAUCCUACAAAGGGACAUGAGCAGCAGCGAACAGGCCACAGAGAAGCCGUGGCUCAAGUCGCUGGUGGGCCAGAAGGGCCACGUGCUGGACCUCAUGCUGGGGGCCGUGAACAACCUCCGGGAUUCAAUGCCCAAGCUGCAGAUCAGGGCCCCGGAGCCCCAGCAGACGCAAGCCUCUGCCAACCAGUCCUGCCUGCCCGGCUUCUACAGUGCCGCUGAGCUGAAGCCUUUCUGGGAGCGGCCUCCGCAGGACCCCCAGAGCCCCGGGGCAGACGGCAGAGCGUUUCAGAAGAGCGAGUGGACUCCCCAGGAGACGCAGGAGAAAGACGAGGGCUAUAAGAAGCACUGCUUUAAUGCCUUCGCCAGUGACCGCAUCUCCCUGCAAAGGGCCCUGGGGCCAGACACGCGGCCCCCAGAAUGUGUGGACCAGAAGUUCCGGCGCUGCCCGCCCCUGCCCAGCACCAGCGUCAUCAUCGUGUUCCACAACGAAGCCUGGUCCACGCUGCUGCGGACCGUGUACAGCGUGCUGCACACCGCCCCUGCCGUCUUGCUGCGGGAGAUCAUCCUGGUGGACGAUGCCAGCACUGAGGAGUACUUGAAGGAGGAGCUGGAGCAGUACGUGAAGCAGCUGCAGGUGGUGCGGGUGGUGCGGCAGGAGGAGCGCAAGGGGCUGAUCACCGCCCGGCUGCUGGGGGCCAGCGUGGCGCAGGCGGAGGUGCUCACCUUCCUGGAUGCCCACUGCGAGUGCUUCACCGGCUGGCUGGAGCCUCUCUUGGCCCGGAUCGCGGAGGACGAGACGGUCGUGGUGAGCCCCGACAUCGUCACCAUAGACCUGAACACUUUCGAGUUCUCCAAACCUGUGCAAAGGGGCAGAGUCCACAGCCGGGGCAACUUCGACUGGAGCCUGACCUUCGGCUGGGAGGCUGUUCCCGCACACGAGAAUCGGAGGCGCAAGGAUGAGACGUACCCCAUCAAAUCCCCGACGUUUGCUGGCGGCCUCUUCUCCAUCUCCAAGUCCUACUUUGAACACAUCGGUACCUAUGAUAAUCAGAUGGAGAUCUGGGGAGGGGAGAACGUGGAAAUGUCCUUCCGGGUGUGGCAGUGUGGGGGCCAGCUGGAGAUCAUCCCCUGCUCCGUGGUGGGCCACGUGUUCCGUACCAAGAGCCCCCACACCUUCCCCAAGGGCACCAACGUCAUUGCCCGCAACCAGGUGCGCCUGGCUGAGGUCUGGAUGGACAAUUACAAGAAGAUUUUCUACAGGAGAAAUUUACAGGCAGCCAAGAUGGCCCAAGAGAAAUCCUUUGGGGACAUCUCGGAACGGCUGCAGCUCAGGGAGCAACUGCACUGUCACAACUUCUCCUGGUUCCUGCACAACGUCUACCCAGAGAUGUUUGUUCCCGACCUGAACCCCACCUUCUAUGGAGCCAUCAAGAACCUUGGCCUUGGCCAAUGCCUGGACGUGGGUGAGAACAACCGAGGAGGGAAGCCCCUUAUCAUGUACUCAUGCCAUGGCCUCGGUGGCAACCAGUACUUUGAGUACACAACCCAGAAAGACCUCCGACACAACAUCGCGAAGCAGCUGUGUCUACACGCCAGCGCCAGCACCCUGGGCCUCAGGGGCUGCCACUUCACCGGCAAACACAGCCAGGUCCCCAGGGACGAGGAAUGGGAAUUGACCCAGGACCAGCUCAUCAGGAACUCAGGGUCUGGUACCUGCCUGACAUCCAAGGACAGAAAGCCAGCCAUGGCUCCCUGCAACCCCAGCGACCCCCACCAGCUCUGGCUCUUCGUCUAGGCUCCUCCCUGGUCAUCCCCAUUGGGGGGACCCUGUCCUGCACCCAACAAGCCUCUCCGGAAACAGAGCCACUGAUGUCCAAGGUCCUGGUCCUUGGACCGACCCUCCAGCGCCAGAUCAUGAGGGACUUGGCUUGGGUUCUCCUUCUGUCCUGGAGACAGAGGGCAGCCGGGAGCGGCUCGGGACAGCACUGCCAGGCUCAUACAAAGCGCCCCCGCGGCCACAUCCUGAAUCCUGCUUACACAGCAGCACCGCAGACUCCAGGGAAGCCGCGUGUUGCCACAGAGGCAGCUAGGGCCCAAGGUAGCCUCCCUGGCUCCCAUUACCGGAAGUCUGCUGGACCGUUUAGACAGAAGGCAGCCUGACGGGUGGUUUCUGUGUUCACCUGCGCAGCAACCCCGUGAGAAAAUCAGGACAGGAUGCUGCAUGCCCAUUUUACAGAUGGGCAAGUGGAGGCAGAGGUGAAAGAACAUGUGUGCCGGCCCCCAGCCAGCAGGUGGCCAGAGCUGAGGCUGCUGGCUCCUUCCACUACGCGACGAGAACACUACACCACCUGCCAGCCACCAGCCGUCCUGUUCCCUCUGCCCGCCCGUCCUGGUCACUUCCAGCUGGCUGGCUCCACGAAGCCUAGGACAGUGGAGCCAGGUGGUCCCCGGUGGGGGAAUCCUGGGAUGCUCAUGUUGAAAGAAAGCUCACUGGGACCAGUGAUUGUCAAGUUUAGGUCCCAGGCAUUUUUUUUUUCCUAAGCCCCAUAUUUAAAGUCGAUAAAAAGCAGAGUAGCCUCGGCAGAAUUAAGAGAUCUGCUGUGCCUACGAGGUCUUCUCUGAGCGAGCCGGACCCGGCAGCUCGUGGCUGCUUUACCGGAAGUAGAGCGCCCAGGUGCAUGGACAAGCCCAUCCAGGGAGGCUGCUGGUGAUGUCAGUAGCAGGCCGGCACCACAAGGGGGUGCUCUAGGACCACAUCUGCCUCCUGCCCCGCCCCCCCAACACCGCAGGUGGCCACCUAGCCCUCCCCCCACCAGAGCUAGGAGGCCCCUACGGAGGCGAGGUUGAGGGGCAAGCCCACCAAAAGGAAAAGAGCUAGUGGCCAGGAUGUGACCUGGCGUAGGGAAGGGGAAAAGUUCCUUGUCCGGAAGAGAAGGUACACGGGAUGGCAGUGAGAAUAAAGGUUUCUG
Messenger RNA from Lepus europaeus (European hare), 3043 nucleotides. RefSeq names its product polypeptide N-acetylgalactosaminyltransferase 6 (gene GALNT6). The coding region runs from base 1 to 1869 and encodes 622 amino acids. The transcript has 10 exons. NCBI's taxonomy places the organism in Eukaryota, Metazoa, Chordata, Mammalia, Lagomorpha, Leporidae. Gene Ontology annotation, cellular component: Golgi apparatus. The record is from RefSeq and is a predicted model, not a curated record.